This is a messenger RNA of Aspergillus puulaauensis, 357 nucleotides long. Its product is annotated as membrane magnesium transporter family protein. Bases 1 to 357 code for a protein of 118 amino acids. Gene Ontology annotation, biological process: protein folding in endoplasmic reticulum. The record is from RefSeq and is a predicted model, not a curated record. The transcript is spliced from 3 exons. Gene Ontology annotation, cellular component: EMC complex. Lineage: Eukaryota; Fungi; Ascomycota; Eurotiomycetes; Eurotiales; Aspergillaceae.
AUGGGCUUCGUUGCUCGCUUGAUUACAAUUUUCGGGCUUGUCCUGCUUGCUCAUGCUGGCUAUUCCGCACACGAGCACACAGUCCUCUACACGUCGUCGUCGACGGCCCUCCCGCAAGACAUCGUCAUCGAGGCCCUCGUUUCGCUCGUUAUUGUUUCGACGGGGCUGGUUCUCGGCGCUGAGAAGCUGAAGCCAGUGAGCUGGAGUGAGUGGGCGAGGGAGGUGCAGAGAGAGGGCGAUGCGCGGAAUCCGUAUCUGAGACUCGAGGAGAGGUAUAGUUUUUGGGACGUAAGGGCUAAGAGAAAGGAGUUUGCGGAUUGGAUGCGUGGUGGUGUUGAUACUCCCGUGAAGGGUUGA